AUGUUUGCGACCGGUAGAAAACCGCGGGUCGAGAUUCCGUACGAAAAUCGUCAAAAUUUGCCAAAUGGUUUGAGAGGUUGGUAUGUACAUAGACUUCUUGUAAAUGCUGUUGCAAUGUGGGCUUCACCUCGUUACGCUUGUUAUAUUUUCAUGAUGUUAGAUGAACUUCAUAGACAAGAACGUGAAGAGCUAGAGAACAAGCUUGAAGCAAAAGACAAAAACAUACAGAAAAGAAUACCACGUUCGGUACCAAAAGGAAAGGAAAAGAACUAUAAGUAUAUGAUUUACACUGAAGAGAUGGAAAAUGAAGAAGACAGAGAUAUGGUUAUGUUGCAUUUAGUCAGAAGAAACAACAAAAGCUUUUACGACCUUGCUAAGAUUUACAAAUCUGACAGAAAUUGGUUCUAUCGCGAAAACUUACCGAUUUCAAUGACACCAAAUGAAGAUGUUAAACAGAUAGUUCAAGAUACGUUACCUCAAACACACUAUGAUAUGAAAGGUUGUACAAUACUUACAUUCAAAGAAGAUUUACCGCUACUGAAGGAAAAGAUAACAGAGUAUUUUGACAACUUCAAAGAAGAAGAGUAA
Trichomonas vaginalis G3 is the source of this 588-nucleotide messenger RNA. RefSeq names its product KilA, N-terminal/APSES-type HTH, DNA-binding family. Lineage: Eukaryota; Parabasalia; Trichomonadida; Trichomonadidae. The transcript has a single exon. Bases 1 to 588 code for a protein of 195 amino acids. The record is from RefSeq and is a predicted model, not a curated record.